Andrographis paniculata is the source of this 2200-nucleotide messenger RNA. RefSeq lists its product as uncharacterized. The coding region runs from base 893 to 1930 and encodes 345 amino acids. The transcript has 3 exons. The record is from RefSeq and is a predicted model, not a curated record. NCBI's taxonomy places the organism in Eukaryota, Viridiplantae, Streptophyta, Magnoliopsida, Lamiales, Acanthaceae. Gene Ontology annotation, cellular component: nucleus. Gene Ontology annotation, molecular function: DNA-binding transcription factor activity; sequence-specific DNA binding. Gene Ontology annotation, biological process: regulation of secondary shoot formation.
CAAAAGAAAUCACAGAGUUGGGCCAUAAUAUGCGCAGAAGGACCGUUUGUGAAUGAAUUUCCCAACAGUCUUGAAAGGGCCUUUGGGAAAAGAGGGUUUUUUUUUGGACCAAAAGCUGGGGAUGGAAUCAUUGAACCAAUUUUUAAGUUUUAAUCAUUCAAAGUGGGGAGCUUUAGACAGAAAUCGACUGUUCUUCAUUUCUUGUGUGCAGGGCAAAGAGGGAUUGAUGAUGAUGGAGAACGCACGUGAGGGGAGGAGGGAGGGUUCAAUUCCAUAGCUUUCGUGUGCACAUAAAGUGUUCGACCAAAGUUCUAAGAGAGAAAAAAAAGAAAGACAGGAAGAAAAGCUAUCAUCAGGGAGAGUGGUGAUUGGGUUCCCACUCAAAUUUCUUUUUUUAUCUUUUGCAGCUGUCAUUUUAAUUUGCAAAUGUGGCAACAGUAAAAUCCCUUUUCUUUUUAAACUCUUGUUUAAAAUUGUAGCAUGAUUUUCUUCCUUCAUACCAAAGUUUUACUCAUGGCCCAUACAUUGCCUGUGAUCCCAUAUUCCCAUUAGCUUUUGAUGUCUGAAGGUUAAAAUGAAUAUUAACUGAGAGAAUGAUAGUAUGCAGAAAGGAGAAAGGAGGAAGAGCAGUCAUUCUGGAAGUUGUUAUGUGCUGUGGCCAAGGGGUCCCAUCGAAGAAGAUGACCUUUCCCUUUCUGUAUCUGCUGCAUCUUGGAGAGGAGGGGUCCAAUGGGGUAAAUUCAAUACUCCAUAACUGGUGACAUUUUCGAGGGCCCCAAAAGGACAUUAUUACCAAAAGCCGUUGAAGAAGCUAUAAAGAUACGUACCAAAUGAAAAGCUGGAAGAGAAGAAGCAGAACAAGAACAACAAGAAGAAGAUUACCAGACUUGCAAUGUAUCCUCUCAGCAGAUAUCUUCAACUACACAGCCUUGAAGGCGACAGAUUCAGCGGAGGAGAUGUUGACAGCGGCUGCAUGAGUAAAGACGACACGUUCCUCGGUCAGGUCUACCCGACACAAUAUUUUAGCGACGACGCCUCCCACAAUGCGGUAUGGGCGAAUUCUCUAUCUAAGAUGAAUUAUGAGAGGCUUUUGCCGCAGGGUUUGAUCAAUUUGUCGUCGUCGUUGUCAUCGCCACCUCGGACAUCGGAUUCGAGGAAGAGGAAGGUUGAGAUGAUCGAAGCCAAUGGCGCCAGUAAAAAGGAUAAGCACAGCAAAGUCUGCACUGCCAGAGGACCGAGGGACAGGCGUGUGAGGCUAUCGCCAAAGACUGCGAUUCAGUUCUAUGACGUCCAGGAUCGCCUUGGCUACGACCGCCCCAGCAAGGCCAUCGAUUGGCUGAUUAAGGAAGCGAAAAUUGCGAUCGAUGCGCUGGAUGCGCAGCAGCAACCACCUAUGGAUCAAUUCAAGAUUGUCUCUGAAUGCGGGAUGAUUGGGAAACAGGAGGAUUUAGAUUACGAAAAUCACGUAUCUACGUUCGAGCUUUUCAUUGACAACAGUUCCAAUCCGGCCGGGAACAUAUCCAAAACUGGCUUGGAAGAAGCCAUACUUAACCCUGGUUACCAACAGGGGCUUAUCUCUGGCUUAGCCACAAGUUCACAGAUACUGGAUACAACUUGGGAAGUGGCUAGAUUGCAGAGACUUCUGACGGUCGAUGACGACGCAAGAGUCGAAGGGCCGGAGAUCGAAUAUUCUUCUCUCAACCCGCCGCCGCCGAGAUUCUUUUCCGGCAACAGCCAGGCGUUCUGUCAAUCCGGCAUCAUCAACUGCUCUCCACUUGGUAUCAGUUUUCCAGGAUUUAAUUUGUCUGAUGAAUUAUCAAAUGUUGCUACUGCAGCUGCAUUACUGCAAGAAGGUGCUAAAGAGAAGACAGAUUUGAACAAGAAAUCUUCCUUUCUGCAAUACCAAGUUUCAGGAGGGAUUUCUGGAUGAUGAGAUUAGCUAGGGAGAAGCAGAGCAGAGGAAUUGCAAUUACAUUUCCUAAUGUAUAAUCCAUUUUAUUUUAUUCUAAGCAUAUUAAUUAUGAAUUGUAUUUUGUUUUGUUUUGUUUGGUGGUGUUGUAUUCUAAAUUUAAUUAGGUUUGAUUGAUCUAAAUUAUUAACACUUUGAUUUGUUUGAUGACCGAGUGCAUGCUUGUCUCUUAACUAUGUACCAAAGAACCUCUCUGGCAUUUGUUCAAGUGUGUGUAUGCAAUAAUUAAUU